AUGUCUGGACUUGAAGCCCUUUCGCUGGUCUGCAGCAUCAUGCAGGUCAUUUCAUUUACAAAAGAGCUAGCCACGACCUGCAGAGACAUUUACGAUGGCCGCGCUACUGUUGAUGACAUUACGCACGAAAAUACGGCGUCAAUCAAGACUUUGCUGGAUGACAUGGACAAAUCUUCUCAUGCCGUUCAGCAACGCACUCAAAAUGAGAAAGACCUCCACGAGAUAGCUCGAAAAUGCAGCAGCGCAGCUCAAGAACUACAAACGGAAAUACAGCUGACAAUUCAAUAUCAUCAGCCCGGAAGCGUUGUGAAGGCAUUGAUUGGGGGAAUCAAACCUUUCUGGCAUAAAAGAAAGGUUAAAGAGCUUUCUGAAAAAUUUCAAAAAUACCAAAAGACCUUGGAAACGCAUAUGCUGGUUCGUGUGUGCACGAAAACGGAUGCUUUGCAAAUUCAACAACAAAACGAAUUCGUUGAACUAUCAGAGACUAUGCAGCACUUCAUUUCUCAGAUAGCAGCUGGUCACACUCAAAUGGCCAACCUGAUUAAUUGGGAUGGAGUGCAAACAAGGCAACAAAUACAAAAAUCUGAAAUUGGCAUGAAAGAUUUGAUCAACGCUCAUCAUGGUGAGGAAGAUAUGAAAGUGAAGCGAAAUCGCCUACUUCAGAGCCUGAAAUUCGAGUCGAUGAAUGCACGACGCACUGACAUCAAAAUUGCCAGUGAAGCGACGUAUGUCUCGUUUUUCAAAUCUCUCGAAUUUGCAAAAAAGCCGACUUCCGGAUCUGCUGCAGCAGCUUGGGCGGACUUUGUCGACUGGCUUCAAUCCGAUGAGCAAACCUUCUGGAUUCAGGGGAAACCAGAAUUCAAGUUUACCAAAGAGAACGACUCGAUAGGAGACUGGGAGAUUCCACACUUGGUGGCUAUCUUUAAAUGCAUAUUGGCACAUUACAACAGACCAUUAUUCUUUCUGAUCGACGGCAUUGACGAAGCGGCUGAUGCAGAGGAGAUUAUCAAAUUCCUGAUCUCCAGUAUCACUUCACAGAACACCAAAUGGUGCAUUUCCAGCCGUGGUGAACAAAUAUUCCAACAGGCCUUCUCCAAAUACAAAGGCUUCAAACUCAACGAAUAUACCAGAGAUGAUAUGCUCGAUUUUGCGCGAAAAGAGAUUCAAUACGCGUUGGAAAAUGUCCAAAAGCAUGAGACCAUGUAUACAGAGCAGUUCCUGUUGGAGUUGCAACCCAUUCUGGUGGACAAAGCAGAAGGUGUUUAUCUUUGGCUGGUUCUAGCACUCGAAAGCAUCAAAAGAGGACUUCGAAAUCACGAUGGGGAGGGCAUCAUACUAUCUCGCUUAAGAAAACUCCCCACCGGACUCGAAGAGCUAUACGCGGAUAUGUGGAGCAGGUUGGGUGAAGACCAAGACAUAUACCGAGGGGACGCGGUACGCUACUUCAAGCUACUUACAACACAUCGGACUUUGACUGAAGAGUACCGAAAACAAUAUAGAUUGGUCUGUCUUGAUUUCGAACGGUUUCUAACACUUUUCCAAAUUAUGCUUUCUCAAGAUGAAGACUUACAACGAAAUUUGUUAGACGAGUCAUAUGAGCUGCAGCUUUCAGAGUUAGAAGCGAAAUAUUCAGGCAUGUCGAAUACUAUUUCUAUCAAGACUGCUGGGUUUCUCGUCGCCCAAGAGACACACGCAAAUCUUUGGUUCGACUUGCAAAUCAGAUCAGAAUAUUCUCAAUUAGAAAAACACGCUACGAGCAAGAUAGACUUUGUUCAUAGAACUUUGUUCGACUUCCUGAGAGACACGGAACCCGGAAGAAAUAUUAUGUUGGAGGCACAAGCGGACCCUGCCCCCAUACAGCUUGCAACUACGAUGCUCUGUCAGCUUCGAAUCAUGGAAACAAGAAAUAAGGCCAGGGUUUCUGGAACAAUAUUCCAUCGCAAGGGGGAUAGCUUGCAUUAUUUCCGCUGGCUAUUAAAGCAAGCACAGAGAGACGAUAACGACAUAGUAUUCAACACUUUACUGCCCGCCUACGAAAGACUCUUUGAAGCCAGACUUAUACCGUGGGACCAACGAUCAAACAUGUACCCUCGACCAUGCUUUGAUACCCUUCUACUUAGCGAUCCUACCUUUCAGCCAUUUAUAAAGGAACGGCUAAAGAGCAAAGGGGCAUCGCAUGCCACGCGUGUUCUUCGAGAAUAUAUGUUUGUUGAAGAUGCUGAAUAUAUGUUUGUUGAAGAUGUUGAAUUUUUCAAACGCCACGGUCUCGGUAUCAACAUACCAGAGUUUUUCCAUGACUUGGGUGCUGAUAUAAACUCUGCCGAUACCUGCUUUUAUGAGCCACCAGUCAGCAUUGGGCAAUUCGCAGGGUGUUUCACAUAUGAGUCAGCAUUAAGUGAGUUUGUAAAGCAGCUCUAUAACGUCACCAGUGGAACCUUCUACACUCGUCACUCUGUAUCUUUUGGAUUUUACGAACGGUUGAGAUGCUUAGUGGCAUUUUUAGAAACGUCACCCGACUUAGAUAUGCACACUUGCUGUCUCAGGCGGCCAGCCUACAUGUAUGAGCGUGGUAAUCUGAGACUCCUUCUGUCUGCUCUAUCUGUAGACAACAACAAAAACGACUCCAUAUUCAGAUCCAGUUCCAGUUAUGAACACAAAUUUCUUAUUACAGAGGCAAACUUAAAAUACCUUAUCGAACAUUUUUUGAAAAACUUUUCGUCCAAUAUUACAGAAACAAUGGAUUUCGCAACUCGCGCCCUGCAGCUAGUUCGGCGAACGGACAGCAAGCCUUAUUUCAAAGCUCGUUUCAUUGUGAGCAUACAAACGGCCGGGUUCGACCCUCUAGCAGGUUCAGUGACGCUCUACCAGGUUGUGGAUGAAGAUGCAGACGUCUUCUCCGAACUUCCUAUCAAAAAAGUAGCAUCGGGCGGUAUGAGGGAAUUUUAUCCCACGCUUUGCAUCUCAUCGGAAAAGGUAGAUGACUACCUUGGGAAGUGUAAAGAAGUUGAUGUCUCUGCUUUGUCUGUUCUUUUGGAUCAGAAACUUGGAGCUUGUUUUCUAGAAAGCUAG
Trichoderma gamsii is the source of this 3069-nucleotide messenger RNA. RefSeq lists its product as hypothetical. The record is from RefSeq and is a predicted model, not a curated record. The coding region runs from base 1 to 3069 and encodes 1022 amino acids. The transcript has 3 exons. NCBI's taxonomy places the organism in Eukaryota, Fungi, Ascomycota, Sordariomycetes, Hypocreales, Hypocreaceae.